CCCUUUGAUCCCCAUACAUUUCCUUAUUACAAGAUAGUAGUAAAUCCUAACAACCCUUUCAUUAUUAAAAAAAAAAAAUGUCUUCAUCAAAUGAAUCUAAAAUGGCCAUGGCAAAAACAGUCGUUUCCACUAUCGGAUCUGUCGCUGCGACCGCGAUGGUGGUUCGCAGCAUUUCUCGCGAUUACUUGCCACCUGAAGUCCAAGAUUAUUUAUAUCUUGGUUUCCGUAGUUUCAUCAACAAACUAUCCAGACAAUUAACCAUGGUGAUCUACGAAUUCGAUGGUUUUCGAGAAAACGAGAUUUAUAACACGACACAAGUGUACCUUGCAGCUCGUGUCACACCCGAUAUCGGACGUCUAAAAGUCACUAAGGGUGUUAGUGACAAAAAUAUCAGUGUUGCUAUGGAAAUAAAUGAAGAGUUUAUUGAUGUUUAUAAUGGGGUUAAAUUUAAGUGGUCGUUGGUGUCUAAAAAGUCACCAACGAGGGAAUAUUAUGAUCACAACGAUAUGAACGGAUCUUCUUCCAGAUCCGAUCAACGAUCGUUGGAACUUACAUUUCAUAAAAGCCAUAAAGAUCUCGCGUUGAACGACUACUUACCUUUUAUUAUUAACGAUGCCAAAACAAAAAAACAAGAAGAGAAAACCGUGAAGCUAUUCACGGUUGAUCCAAAUAACCGUUAUUCGGGUCUCCCAACCGCAUGGACCCCGGUUAAUCUUGACCAUCCGUCAAACUUUGCCACGCUGGCAAUGGAUGAUGACGUCAAGGAAAAAGUGAUGAAGGAUUUGGAUAGGUUUGUGGAGAGGAGAGACUAUUACAAAAAAGUCGGAAAGGCGUGGAAAAGAGGCUACUUAUUGUACGGUCCUCCUGGGACCGGCAAAUCAAGCUUGAUCGCGGCGAUGGCGAAUCACUUGAAAUUUGAUAUAUAUGACUUGGAGUUGACCGAGAUAAGGUCAAACUCCGAGUUGAGGAGGUUGUUGGUUGGGACCGCUAACCGGUCUAUAUUAGUGGUGGAGGACAUAGAUUGCUCGGUUGAAUUACAUGAUCGGGUGGAUAGAGAGGCUGUUAAAGUAUUUGCUCGAGAAUCUCGUCGCCGAGGUGGUUUUAUCGAAGAACAACAAAGGGUAACGUUGUCGGGGUUCCUUAAUUUUAUCGACGGGUUAUGGUCAAGUUGUGGCGACGAAAGAAUAAUUAUAUUUACAACUAAUCGUAAAGACAAGCUUGACCCUGCACUUCUACGCCCGGGUCGUAUGGACGUGCACAUUCAUAUGUCGUACUGUACCCCGUGUGGGUUCCGAUUGCUUGCGUCUAACUAUCUUGGUAUUACCGAGCACAAAAUGUUUGAAAAAAUCGAGGGUUUGAUUCGUGAGGUUGAGAUUACCCCGGCUGAAGUCGCGGAGCAACUACUUAAAGACGAUGACCCGGAUAUCGUUCUUGGUGGACUCAUUGAGUUUUUUGAUGUGAAGAGGAAGGAGAAUGAAGAGGCUAAAGCUAAGGCAAAGGAAGCAGAGGAAUUGGCUGCAAAAGAGAGUGAAAAGGAACAAGAAAUUGAAGAUAGUGAAAUUGUUCAUGUAUCUACUAACUAAUUACACUACUUUGGAGAUUCUUUUAUUAUGAAAUCAUGAGCUAUAUGACUUGCUUAAUCUUA
Erigeron canadensis is the source of this 1645-nucleotide messenger RNA. RefSeq names its product protein HYPER-SENSITIVITY-RELATED 4-like. The transcript has a single exon. Gene Ontology annotation, molecular function: ATP binding; ATP hydrolysis activity. The coding region runs from base 78 to 1583 and encodes 501 amino acids. The record is from RefSeq and is a predicted model, not a curated record. Lineage: Eukaryota; Viridiplantae; Streptophyta; Magnoliopsida; Asterales; Asteraceae.